Penicillium diatomitis is the source of this 1440-nucleotide messenger RNA. Its product is annotated as DNA replication factor Cdt1 C-terminal domain-containing protein. NCBI's taxonomy places the organism in Eukaryota, Fungi, Ascomycota, Eurotiomycetes, Eurotiales, Aspergillaceae. Bases 1 to 1440 code for a protein of 479 amino acids. The transcript has a single exon. The record is from RefSeq and is a predicted model, not a curated record.
AUGCCGCGCACUUCCAGAUCCACGGUCUCACUCCAGGCACAGCCUGCCAUUCACAGCUUUGGCCGGGCAACCAAGGCCGGUGUCACGCCUGUUCUUUCUGCGAAGAAGCCGGCGACUUUGCCGGUGUCGCCCUCGAAGAAGAGGAAACUGCAGGAGCUUGAGAACUUCGACAGUGCCGGUCGUCAAUCAGUCGACGUGGAGGCUGACACACCUUCCAAAACCUUGAAAUUCAGUCAAUUGACGGUCGCUUCUCCCCGAAGCGGACAUUACGCCUCUCCAAAGCGCACCCCAAGUCGCCGUACCCGUGUUUCGACCGUUGCGGCCACUGUUCCCGAAGUCCCUGAUACACCCUCCAAGAAACGUACGAUCAAUCUAGAGGAGGCCAUUUCCGAUGCACCGCUUGCGCCGCGAGCACCUUGUGUCAAAGAUUUCUUGCACCUCCAUUCGGCAUUUGUUCAAGCACUCUCGAUUCACAUUGCGCACAACGGUCCCGUUUCGCCCGCCGACUUCCGAGAGUUUCUGCCUAGCGUGACGCGGAUAUGGAAGAAACGCAAGGUCCAGCCCAAGGACUUACAGCGUCUCUUGUGGGUUUGGGAGCGCAGCAUCAGGGCGAAAGAUGUCGCGUACCGUUUGGCCAACUACGGGUUGGGAAAGGUGUGCCUGGAGAGACAUGUGCAAAUCGAUGAACAGCCGUCAGUGCUCCAGGAUGCCUUUGAGCAGGCGCUUGACUUGCUCUGGGAGCAAACAGAACCCUCACUCGAGACGGCCAAGGAAGAGGACCGCCCCGCGCUUUUCUUAGAGUCGCUUGGUCUCACCCCUAUUCAUGAAUCUCUCACGCCACUCACUGCCUUCAAGAAAGGUCAACAGCGUCUGCAAGACUUGCGAUCCGGUGUCAUUCGGAUGAAGACCGAAAAGCUGCGUGCCGAGACCGAGGCUAGCGAGCACAAAUCUCUCGCUUCCCCACUGAACCGUCGACAGAGUCUUCUUGACCGCAUCAAGAAUAAGGAGCUCCGCCAGUCGAAAUUACCCCCAGCACCCACGAAGAAAGAAAUGACUCUUCGAUCGGCCGCGGACCACGUGGAAGAAGUAGCAGGAAUCUUGGCUCUUUUACGUCCGCCUGCCUACACGGGUACAGGUAUCAAGGCACUCUUUGCGAGUCAACGCAAGCCAUUCAAGAUGGACACAAUGAUCGAUCACGUCCGUGAUUCUGUUCGAUCCCCGAUUCCUCGCGAGGAGGUCGAGGCCUGUCUUGAGAUUCUGGCCGAUCCUCGCGUGGCGGGUCAUUGGGUCACCAUGGUCACAGUAAAGGAUAUUCGCUCCGUUGUCCUCAAGUCCUGCAAGGACAUUGAGAUCAAUCAACUCGGGGCCAAAGUGGCACAGGUUAAGGCUGAAUGGGAGAAGCCCUCGGCCUGCACGCCGAGCAUCAUCUUGAAAAUCUGA